CAUGGAUCCAAGAGGAGAGAAACCACAUAGAAUGCAGUCAGUGAAGGUCAGGCAGCAGACGAGUCCUGGCUCUAAUGUCUGGCCUCCAGCCCAGAAGGAAUGUCAAAGAUGAGAUUAUCUACUAGAAGAACUCAAUGUGCUUAAAUAAGCAAUACGAGAAUAUGGUCAUGAGGAAUGUGGGAUUAGAGAGAGAAUACCAGAAUGAAAGAUAUGAAAAAGAAGAACUCAGCAGGCUGAUCACUAAAGCAGGCUGGUCUAAAGGGAAAUUACAAAAAUUCCUCAAGAACAGAGAUGUCAUCAAGACAUAUGACCCUGAACACAACCCCAAACUCGAGAUCGAAAGGUCGUUCGAGGAAGAGGAAAUUCCAGAUGAGAGCCCCUUUGGCAUCUGUGAAAAGAGAAACGGAGCCAUGCCUGAUGGGAGUAAACAGCAGAAAAGGAACCAUAAAUGGAGUAAAGGCAAAUCUGUGGAAGGGCUCCAGACUCCCAAAAUUCACAACAUACCUAGACAGUUCACGAAUCAAUCAAAGAGGACGUUCAAAGAGGAGAGUGACGAUCCUUCUGCCAAGCUAGAUGAAGAAAUCGUGCUUGAUGAUGAUUAUAUAGAAGUAGAUGAUGGCCCAGCAAGACCUACACCAAACCAGCAACAUUAUGUCGCUUCUCCUUGGAAAAUCCAGCAAAACCAAGAGACUAAGGAAGAGUCUAACAGUGAAUCAGAAAGCGAGUCCUCAACUUCUUCUAAAGAUGAAGAAACAGACUCAGAGUAUUCAGAUAGCUCCUUUGAGCGUGAGGAAGCGAUUGAUAAAACUGUAAAGACCAAAGAAAUGUUUGAAGAUUUCAAGGGGUAUCUUGAUGAGGACUCUAUUCUUGACUCUCGACCAAUUUAUGACCCAGUUCCUCCAAGAAAAAGCAUGAGAAAAUCUUCAAUCACUAAACAGAAAGAAGAAACUAAAAAUUUUGAUGAGAUGCCUGAGAAACUUCGGAAGCCUGAGAAGGAAAUAAGGCUCCCUUCUCUGACUAAGAAGAGGUCUGCCACAGUCAAGAAUCCUUACAACCCGACAGAGAAUAAAGAGUAUAUGGAAGAUAUUUUCAAGAGUAUUAACAAUAAGAACCAUUUAUUCUUGAACCCUCAAUUUGGGUCAGUAUUUCUAGGUGAAUCUGCUAAGCUAGGCAGAAGUAUUUACUCUCCAGGCAAGAAAUCUAUCCUACCUCUUUCCGCUACUUUGCCUGUACAUUUGAGAGAAGAAGGCGAACCUUUUGGAGAAGAGCCUCACAAGAACAAACAAGAAGUGACUCCAUUUCAAGAUAAAACUGAUGAGUUCAGAAUCAAAAGAGCUGAUAGCAAGGGUCCAUUCACAUCAACAGGCUUGGAUGAAUACAUGGAUAUCCAGCCUUCCUAUUUCUGCACAGAAGAUAUCUCUGAGCAUUGUGGUGAAGUCAAGCAACUUCCUUUAGCUCCAGAAUUCAAGCACUUGAAGAAUCCGAAGUUUAUGGCGGAGUUUUAUAUCGUAGGAGUUGAUGAAAUGACUCUCAUGUCUUUAAAUUCUAGGUAUGAAAUAGUAAGACCUUGAUUAUUGUAUAAUUAUCCAAACUCAGAGGAACAUUCAGAGCGGCAUAAAAUAAUCAAGGAUUUUUGAUUUCCAGUUGGAAUAGAGGUGGAGAGGGUCGAUCUCUCCAUCCCUGACCUCGAAGUCAAGAUCUCUGAUGUGUUAUAUAACAGGAAAAUUUACUUGUACGACACUUUUAUUUUCACUCUGAAUGGAAAUGACUACAAUAAAGGAAUUAUUUAUGAAGACGAGUACCUUUACUGCCUGACUAUUGUGGUCAAGGAGCUCAGAUCUACCAAUGUGAAGCAAAAUGAUCUUACUGGGCAGGUUAUGGAACAGCUGUUCAUUACGAAAUAAAGCUUAUUGAACCAUGAUAAGAAAUACUCAUUUCGAACUUCAUUAUAAAUUUCUUUCUGCUUUGUUAAAGAUACAAAAGCACGAGCAAGCGAGUAUGAAAGUUCCCAUAUCAAAACAGCGGCUUCUGAACCUACACAUUUUGCCUGAAUAUAAGGACUUAGUCUGAGAUAUUGAGGCAAUGAUAUGUAUGCCAAAUAUUUCAGAUGUUUGUAAAGAAACUUUAAGAGAAUUCUAUCAACUUGACCCUAAGGAUUUUAAACUAGAUGUCCCUUUAACUCUUGAAAUACCUUAUAAAGUGUGUCAGUUCGAUUAUCACAUCCCAGAAUCUACUGAGUACACAGAUAUCCACUGGUAUGGCCCCUUCUUUCUUAGUUGGAUAGAAUUCAAAGAUUUUUACAAUCUUUUCAAAGCUAUUUUGCUGGAAAGAUCUGUAAUAUUUAUCUCAGAGAACCACGGGUUGGUCACAAGUAUGGUGAAUGCUUUCAGGAUACUGCUAAAGCCAUUUAAGUGGUGUCAUUUGUUCAUCUCUUUGCUGCCAAAACUUCUGACAGAUUACCUCUGGGCACCUCAGCCGAUCUUACUUGCCCUAUCUGACAAAGAAGAGUUCUUUGAGUUUAUAGAUGCUGAAGCUCUUGAAGAUAAGAUUAUCGUAGAAUGCCAAGAGAAUUCAAUCAGAAUCCAGGGAAUCUCAGAGAUCCCAGAAUUCCUAUGAAGAGGGCUUAAAUAAGAAUCUGAGGAAGAUGUUCAAGGAGUUCCGCAAGCAGACUAAGGAUCUUAUCAGAGGUUCUAUCUAUGACACCUCUUCACGAGAGAAAGGCUUCUCUGAGAACAUCGCUAAGACUAUUAAAGAAUCUUUGGAAGAUAUUAUUAUAGGUGCUUUUAGGAAGUACAAAGAAAGACAGAGGAUGAACCACCUCCAGUUUGACUUCAAUGAUUGCAAAUCUUAUCUAGUGAAGAACAGCAAAGAUCGUCCAUUUAUGAAGCAAUUUGUUGAUACCCAGAUGUUCGCAUUUUAUUAUGACACCACGGUUAAUAAGUAGAAAUCAUUCAAUUUUGAA
This is a messenger RNA of Moneuplotes crassus, 2962 nucleotides long. NCBI's taxonomy places the organism in Eukaryota, Ciliophora, Spirotrichea, Euplotida, Euplotidae. The record is from the annotation of a GenBank genome assembly.